This is a messenger RNA of Prunus armeniaca (apricot), 1107 nucleotides long. Lineage: Eukaryota; Viridiplantae; Streptophyta; Magnoliopsida; Rosales; Rosaceae. The record is from the annotation of a GenBank genome assembly.
AUGCUUGAAAUCAUAAGUGGGAGGAGAAACAAUAGCUUCUACAAUGAUGAUCGGAUGCUCAAUAUAGUAGGCUACACAUGGGAAUUAUGGAAAGAAGGUGCAGGGUUGCAGUUGAUGGAUCCAACACUAGGUGAUUCAUGCAAUGGUGAUCAACUGUUGAGAUGCAUUCAUGUUGGUCUACUCUGCGUGGAGGAACAUCCAGCCGAUCGGCCCACUAUGCAAGAUGUCGUUUCUAUGUUGACAAAUGAAAAUAUGUCACUGCCUGUACCUACAAAACCAGCAUUUUGCACAGAAAGAAAUGUGGUCACGACUGGCAUAGCUGGAAAGGGACCAGAACUGGUAUCAAUAAAUGGGCUGUCCAUUUCCGAUUUGGAUGGACAAAUGAAGCUGAUUUGGUCUCCCGAGAAUGCAACCAAGGCCUACAUCGACACCGUUCCAUCUACACCACACGUGUGUGUGGUCCCAGAUGACCAGUCAAGGGCAGUAUUUGUGACAGCAAUGAAAGAGGCAGGGAUGGCGCCAGAGGUUCUUGUUGGGGAGCCAGAGGAGGUCAUGGCCGAGCUUGUGCGGAUAGAUUUUCUGGUUGUGGAUUCAAAGCGCAAAGACUUUGCCAGAGUUUUGAGGCAGAGCCCUAGGGGUGCAGUUUUGGUGUGCAAGAAUGCCGAUUCAAGAAGUGCUUCUAGUUUCAGAUGGAGAAGUGUUGUGGAUUGUGGGUCAAGACGUAUAUACAAGUUUAGGUCACCAAACAGAAAGAUUAAAAAAAACACACUUGGAUCAAGACGUCUUAACCCACAAUGCACAACACUUCUCCAUCUGAAACUAGAAGCAUUUCUUGAAUUGGCAUUCUUGCAUACCAAAACUGCACCCCUAGGGCUCAGUCUUGCCUUCCUCAAAACCCUAGCAAAGUCUUUGCGCUUUGAAUCCAUAACCAGAAAAUCUAUCUCCACAAGCCCGGCCAUGACCUCCUCUGGCUCCCUAACAAGAACCUCUGGCGCCAUCCCUGCCUCUUUCAUUGCUGUCACAAAUUCUGCCCUUGACUGGUCAUCUAGGACCACACACACGUGUGGUGUCUGGCAAUUUCAAGCCCAAUGCUUGUUGUUGCAGUGA